AUGGAGAAGCUUGGCAAAGUAUGGACAAAGCUGAGUACCACGCGUCGACCAUCGCAAACAAGACCUACCAAGGAUAUUGACAUGGAGGGUGAUGCACCGGUGGAUACGAAAAAGGUAUUUGAACUGUUUGCUGAAACUCCGCGCUCCGCUGAACACCAUCGACACAGUAACACAGCCAGUGGCUCGGGCAGACCAGCAACAGCUACCUAUACACCUCCCGCCAGCCACCGAAAGCACCAGAGUCUGUCGAGUCGGGAAAAGUCCACUCGUGCCGCAUUUCCUACAGUAGCAUCUACCAAUGCCAUUGCGGAGGAAUGGCGAAAGACAUCACCAGGGGCCCUGGCUUCGGAUCUGGAACCGCCUGUUGCCGCUAGCACGGCUAUUUCCGGAGUACGACCCGCAUCAGCUGAAACGGCAAGCACAAGCACCACUGGAUUUAGCAAAUUUUACCGCGAUAUCCCGGUUGUAGCUGGCAGUGCAUUGGAACCAGUGGAUGCAAGUGAAGAAAUCGGGAUUGGUAAGGUACUAAAAGGUAGCUCGCCACCCGUAAUUUCUCGGACACCAAUAGUUGCUAAGCCAAUAGGACAUGUAAUCGCAGCUAAAGACUGGGAUGAAAGGACAGAUGCCGAUGAUACUCCGACUGGUUGGAGUAUGACGAUGACAGCCACAUUGCCAUCUCGUGUUACGUUUACUGUGCCGACAACAGCACUUCCUGAAACAAACGAUUACGGUGAAACUGACGCCGACCGUCAGAGCCCUUGUCCCACGACUCGUGAAAUUCCAGAAUUAUCGAACGUCUCUGAUGCGGUAAGCUUUGAGCUUUGCACAGAUAAAGAUUAUCCUGGCUAA
Messenger RNA from Gongylonema pulchrum, 849 nucleotides. The record is from the annotation of a GenBank genome assembly. NCBI's taxonomy places the organism in Eukaryota, Metazoa, Nematoda, Chromadorea, Rhabditida, Gongylonematidae.